AUGCUUCUCCCCGUUGUCGCAUUCGAGGAUACGAUGAGCACGUUCAUUCAGAAGGGCCAGUUUACGUCUGUGGCAAGGGACAUUGAGGCAUGCCAGGUCGACGAAUCUGUGGUGCUUACGGAGCUGAUCAUCUCCAACCAAAUAUGCAAAUAUCUGCUGGCGCGGCAGCCACUUUUGAUCAUUCUCGCGGAAGCUUAUUUCAACGCUUCCCGCUCCUUGAAGGCGGUGCUAUAUGCGAACAGCAAGCUAGACACUAUUGAAAAGGGAUGGCCACUUUUGCAAGUUGACGAACUAGAGGGACUCCUCGAUCGAGUGAAACGGGCGCCGAUGUCAUAUGCGGCAGAGGAGGGACACGAGGGCGUUGUACGACUGCUCGUCGAGAAGGGCGCAGAUAUCGAGGCGAGAGAUACGUCUGGCCGAACGGCGCUAUCGUGGGCCGCCGAGAAAGGGCACGAGAACAUCGUCAGAUUACUACUCGAGAAGGGCGUAGAUAUCGAGGCGAGAGAUAUUCUUGAUCGAACGCCACUAUUGUGGGCCAUCAAGGAGCGGCACGAGAAUAUCGUCAAAUUGCUACUCGAGAAGGGCGCGGAGUUAGAGGCGAGAAAUUUCCCAGGCCGAAAUCCGCUCUCAUUGGCCGCCGAGAAGGGGUACGAGAAUAUCGUCAAAUUGCUGCUCGAGAAGGGCGCAGAUAUCGAGGCGAGAGAUAUUCUUGAUCGAACGCUGCUAUUGUGGGCCGUCGAGGAGCAGCACGAGAAUAUCGUCAAAUUGCUACUCGAGAAAGGCGCAGAUAUCGAGGCGAGAGAUAUUUCUGAUCGAACGCCGCUAUCGUGGGCCGCCGAGAAGGGGCACGAGGGCAUUUUUAAGCUGCUACUCGAGAAGGACGCGGAUAAUAAGGCAAAAGACAAUGAAGAAGUCCGGACGUCGCGUGGAAAUGUCAAAGAUUCCUUGUUGUCACCGUUGUAUAUUACCUCGCCAACGCAAUCCUCUACGUCCCUAGAAGAUCGCAGCGCUGCAGGGUCCGGGGACAGAAUUAUUCCUUUCGGCAGCAAGUAUCGCAGGUCCACCACCCGAAAUGUUUCCAGGCGGCCGACUACUUCUAGUGAGAAGUCGCCCGCCAGUGCGUUCCUGUCUAUGUGGUCAAGCAACGAGCCGGUUGCGUCUCCGGACGACGAAGGCCAAAUGGUGGGCAAAGACUACGUGCUUGGGCCGCAAAUUGCCUGCGGAGGAUUGAGUGUGGUCAAGAAAGCCAAUAAAGUCGAAGAAGACGGUACGACGAAGCGACUUGCCGUCAAGAUUUUCAGGAAGAAUAUCACUGGUCGCAGCGAGAGGGAGAACGAAGAAGUCCAGGCAGAGCUUGACCAUGAGAUUCAAGUUUGGCGAUACCUUGAUCAUCCUCACGUCCUGACCCUUGACGCCGUGUAUGAGACAGACUUUGCAACCUUCUGUUUCAUGAAGCUCGCUAACAGUGGCACACUAUUCGACCUGGUUCUCCGGAAUCGCCAGGGUCUUGAUAUUACGCUCGCGAAGCAAUAUUCUUACCAACUUGCCUGCGCAAUCCGCUACCUACAUGAAUAUGCGCGGGUUGUUCACCGCGACAUUAAGUUAGAAAACUGUCUCCUUGACCUUACUGAUACUAAUAGCACAACAUCGUCAACCCUUGUACUCUGCGACUUUGGAAUGGCGGAAUGGCUAGCUAGUAACGACGGCGGCGAAUCUUCGGACCCUUAUAACGAGGUUGUUGGCCGCUCUCCGCCUAAGCAAAUAGGUCUUACCAACACCAGCACUGCCAGCGUGGCGGGUAGCUUGGAGUAUGCCUCUCCAGAGCUACUUGAGUCACUCAACGGAGUCAUUCAUCCUUCGGUCGAUAUCUGGGCCUUUGGCGUGGUUGUCUACACUAUGAUUGUUGGAUCACGGCCAUUCCAAAACUCCUUCGCCCCUCGCAUCAGGUCCAACAUUCUAAGUGGCAGAUGGAAUCGCGAGGCUAUGCUCAGCGGGAUCAAAGACGAAAUGCUACGCAAAGACCGACAGGACGCCCUUGACUUGGUCAUUGGUUGUCUUGAAAUAGAAGUCAACAAGCGAUGGACCAUUCGCGACAUUCUAGCGAGCCCUUGGCUGCGAGAGGCCGCUAAGUCUGCCGGAGGAAGCUCGCCAGAAUCACCCCGGAAAUCCACGCACAGUCGCGAGUUGUAA
Penicillium canariense is the source of this 2190-nucleotide messenger RNA. RefSeq lists its product as uncharacterized. Gene Ontology annotation, molecular function: ATP binding; protein binding; protein kinase activity. NCBI's taxonomy places the organism in Eukaryota, Fungi, Ascomycota, Eurotiomycetes, Eurotiales, Aspergillaceae. The coding region runs from base 1 to 2190 and encodes 729 amino acids. The record is from RefSeq and is a predicted model, not a curated record. Gene Ontology annotation, biological process: protein phosphorylation. The transcript has a single exon.